Messenger RNA from Nanorana parkeri, 897 nucleotides. RefSeq names its product olfactory receptor 2B6-like. The transcript has a single exon. NCBI's taxonomy places the organism in Eukaryota, Metazoa, Chordata, Amphibia, Anura, Dicroglossidae. Bases 1 to 897 code for a protein of 298 amino acids. Gene Ontology annotation, molecular function: olfactory receptor activity; G protein-coupled receptor activity. The record is from RefSeq and is a predicted model, not a curated record. Gene Ontology annotation, biological process: G protein-coupled receptor signaling pathway. Gene Ontology annotation, cellular component: membrane.
AUGUCAGACUUCUCCUUUCUUAUUGUUUUUGGGGUUUUAUUAAUGUAUAUGUUGUCAGUGCUCGGUAACCUUAUUAUCAUCACAGUUGUGUGUAUAGCUCCACAGCUGCAUUCCCCUAUGUAUUUCUUCUUAUGUAAUCUAGGUGUCCAGGACAUCAUAUACGUAUCUUCCAUCCUGCCAAAACUUGUGUUCGUCCAAAUUACUGGGGACACCAGCAUUCUAUUUACUAGCUGUAUCAUACAAAUGUUUGUAUUUGCAGUUUGCUUGGAUGCAGAGUUUUUCCUAUUAGGGGCCAUGGGCUUUGACCGCUAUGUGGCCAUAUGCGUCCCUUUGAAGUAUUCUUUAAUUAUGAACAAGAAAGCAUGUCUGACUUUGGCUUUUACCUCCUGGAGUGUUGGUUUCCUGAAUGCACUAUUGUUUGCCUUCCUAAUAUCCAAUUUGACAUUUUGUGACUCCAGAAGUAUCGACCACUUCUUUUGUGAGAUCAAGGCCUUAAUGCGGCUCUCUUGCAGUGAUAUCACUCACAUGAACACAAUAAUAUUUGUUGAAGGGGGGCUCAUUGGUUUUUUUCCUUUCACAAUGAUUUUGACUUCCUACACUUUCAUCAUAGCUGCUAUUCUGAAGAUCAGGACAUCAGUCGGCCGAACGAAGGCAUUUUCCAGCUGUUCCUCACAUCUAAUUGUUGUUUUAUUGUUUUGUGGGACGUCGCUUAGUGUUUAUAUGAAACCAGAGUCUGAAAACUCUGUAGGACAAGACCAGAUCCUCUCUUUGCUGUAUAUUGCAGUGGUCCCAGCAUUAAAUCCCCUGGUGUACAGUUUGAGAAACAGAGAAGUAUUGAAAGUUUUGCAAAUGUGCAAGGAAAAUUUAGUUUUGAAGUUUUUUACUGAGAUACAAUGA